Molecule: messenger RNA, 2422 nt
Organism: Peromyscus maniculatus bairdii (prairie deer mouse)
Lineage: Eukaryota; Metazoa; Chordata; Mammalia; Rodentia; Cricetidae
Product: adenylate kinase isoenzyme 1
Biological process (GO): nucleobase-containing compound metabolic process
Molecular function (GO): nucleobase-containing compound kinase activity; ATP binding
Source: RefSeq, a predicted model, not a curated record
CUGCUCCCGGGCGGGGCCUGGGCUUCCGUUUCCUCUGCGCCCCGGGGCCUGGGAAAUCCCGGGCAUCUUGCAAAAUGAGCCCCUUGUGACGUAGAGUGGAGCCGGGGGGUCGGGGCCGGGCGGGGACCGGGUCCCCGCGUCCCCCGGCAGGCGGGCGGGAUGGGUCUGUGCGAGUCCACGCUGCCCCAGAUGGGCAGAGCUCUGAGGCCGCAGGAGAAGGAUGUCCUGAAGUCCCCCCUGAUCAUCUUCGUGGUGGGCGGCCCUGGCUGUGGGAAAGGCACCCAGUGCAGAAACAUGGCCAGCAAGUACGGCUUCUGCCACGUGGGGCUGGGCCAGCUGCUGCGGGAGGAGGCUCAGAGGAGGACCCCGCGGGGCCACCAGAUCCGGGACAUCAUGCAGCAGGGACGCCUGGUGCCCACGGGUCUCAUUCUGGACAUGAUCAGUGACAACCUGCUGUCGCGUCCGGAGAGCCGCGGCUUCCUCAUCGAUGGCUUCCCCAGAGAGCUGGAACAGGCCAAAGAGUUUGAGCGGAUUGUGGGCAGGGCCCCCAACAUAGUCAUGGGGUUUGACUGCUCCAUGGAAACAAUGGUGCGGAGAGUCCUGCGCCGUGGACAGGUGGAGCACCGGGCGGAUGAUUCGGAGCCAGCCAUCCGCAAGCGUCUGGAGACACACUACACCCUGUGUGAGCCUGUCCUGACCUUCUACCAGCAAAAGAACCUUCUGCGGAAUAUCUUGGCUGAAGAAGCCCCCGAGAGCAUUUUUGCCAAGUGCUGCUCAGUCAUUGACAGUCUGCAGUGAGGGGCCGAUGUCCGGCCUCCCCCAUUGCCCACAGCACACAGGACCCAGGCCUGUGAGCACAACCUGUGCACUGAAAAGGAGGUUAGGAAAACGCGCCUGCAACUGCCUCCUAAAGACGAAGACAAAAUCCCCGCAAGAAGCUGUUCACCUCCAGACCCCAUCACCAGGGUUAUGUUCACAACAUCUCACAGGUCAUCUGCUUCAGAAGCCUACUGAAGGGUGGGAGAAAGACAGACGGCAGCCAGCAAGACACGGGGAGGUUUUGUUACCAUUUAUUUGUGAAGUUAAAAACGAGCGAUAAAAAGUAAAAACUGCCAUACAAUUUUUUUUUGUUUUGUUCUCAUUUUUUUCUGUUUAUCUCAUCUUUAACAGAUGACAACGUACCAGGCCAGUCCUGGGGUUGGGGUGGGUAUAGGGUGGAGCCAGGGAAGAGCAGGGGGGAGAGAGAGAAAGGGGAAAGAGGGGGAGAGAGAGAGAUGGGCAGGGCAGGAGGGGCCUGCGACACCCACACCUGGUCCAAGGAAUGUUCCAACUCUAACUAAAAAAACGAAAAAAAGAGAUAGCAAGAGUGACUUUCUUUCCUUUUAAAAAGUUUAUUUAAAAACAAGAAUAGGGCCCCGGGCAGUAGGGAGGAAGUGAACCGCUUCCCUCAGAGGGUGGGCUCAGAGGCGGGGAUAGAGAUUUAUAUAUUUCUAUAUAUAUAUCACUUUAUAGGUUUGUUCUGCUCUUUGUGAUUUAAUUUUUAAACUUUUUUGUUUUUUUGGCAGAGGUUAAAUUCUCGCUAUUUUCUAAGGCUGGCUCAACAUGAAGGAUCCCGAUUUUGGAAAGAAAAAGAUGUGAGACACACAGAAUGAGAGGGACUGCCUCAGCAUGAGGGGACCCUCCACCUCGGCAUGAGGGGACCCUCCACCCCAGGCGGCCGUUGCUCUCUCACCAAACCAAUCAAAUAUAGAAACCAAUAAAAGAAGCCCCCAAAUGGAACAAAAAUGGAGGGAAAAUAUGUUCACAGAUGAAGUUCAUAUCCAUUUGCUUCAAUUGCCUGCGGAGAGGGAGAGACAGGGACAGUCAUGGCAGGGGGCGGCUGGGCUGCAAGAGGCUGCCACUCAGGCAGCGGGCCAGGAGGCCGGGCCCAAGCCUGCACGGGCCAGGCAGGGGCUGUGACUGUCUGUCCUGGGGACUCCGCUGAAGUCAGACUGCUCCUUGGUGGAGGAGAAGCAGGAGGAGGAGGAGGGAGAGGAGAAGGGGGUCUGCAGCAGAAGAAGCCAGAGGCAUGGAAGGGGCGCACAGGAAGAAGUGCCGGGGGGGGGGAGGCAGGGAGGGAGGAGGCGGCGGGCGGCUCGGCGGCGGCGUCACAACAUUCAGAUCACGGUGUCCCCACAACACCCCUGUGAGGUAGGUUGGAAGGUGGCAACGAUCGUCAUGCCCACUUCACAGACAAGACCAGGACACAGAGGCAAGUGCACAAGAGGUGGCCUCGCCGGGCAGGGAGGGCCCAGUCCCCUCAGUGGGCUCCCCUCCAUCCCAGCAGAGCCAGGGCCGCCUGCAACACGCAGUUACUUGGACAUGGGGGAUAAAGAUGGUGGUUUUAAAAAAAUAAAAGAAUAAAAAAGAACAAAACCCAAAA